This is a messenger RNA of Eruca vesicaria subsp. sativa (arugula), 787 nucleotides long. Lineage: Eukaryota; Viridiplantae; Streptophyta; Magnoliopsida; Brassicales; Brassicaceae. The record is from the annotation of a GenBank genome assembly.
CAAGCACUCAACAUCUUCCUCCGAUUUCAGACUUUACCAACUUUCUCACUUCGAUUUCUGCGAAUUUUAUUCUACAAAAAAAGAGAGACGAUGAGCACCGGUGCAGGAAGCGGAACAACCAAAGGUGGAAGAGGAAAGCCAAAGGCCACCAAGUCUGUCUCUCGUUCAUCAAAAGCCGGUCUUCAGUUCCCUGUCGGAAGAAUCGCCAGAUUCCUCAAGGCCGGCAAAUACGCCGAGCGUGUCGGUGCCGGAGCUCCGGUCUAUCUCUCCGCCGUUCUUGAAUACCUCGCCGCUGAGGUGUUGGAGCUAGCUGGAAACGCGGCGAGGGAUAACAAGAAGACACGUAUUGUGCCGAGACACAUUCAGCUUGCGGUGAGGAACGAUGAGGAGCUUAGUAAGCUUCUGGGAGCUGUGACGAUUGCUAACGGUGGAGUGUUGCCGAACAUUCAUUCGAACCUUUUGCCUUCCAAAGUUGGGAAGAACAAAGGAGACAUUGGAUCUGCUUCUCAAGAGUUUUGAGUUCUCUGCUUCUCAAGUGCUGAGUUCUCUUUUAGUCUCUUUGUUGUUUGUAAAAUAUCAAUCUUUGCUUUUAAGGCUAAGCAUAUGGCUUUCGUACCUAAUGUUUCAAUGAUAUAAGUUUCGUAAUGGAUCAUAGGUUUGAUUCAAUUCUUCUACAAUUGCAUGUCCAAAGUCGCAGUGAAAAACAAAUUCAGAACGAAUGAGUUCUAUGUUCUUCUGAGUUUCACCUUCAUUUUGUCUCUUACUUGUCGGAAACCAUUUUUUGGUA